Molecule: messenger RNA, 3803 nt
Organism: Blepharisma stoltei
Lineage: Eukaryota; Ciliophora; Heterotrichea; Heterotrichida; Blepharismidae
Source: the annotation of a GenBank genome assembly
AUGGCAGACCGAACAAGAGUAGAAGUCAAGCUCGAUUUCCCUGUCCAAGUUGAAGACAUUCUUAUCCCUCCAAACAAUUUCAUUAUUAAUUUAAAAUAUAAAAUUAAAUUUUGAAUAAAAAAAUUUAAAGAGCUUUUGACAAAAAAAUGUCAUACUAAAAAUGAUAAAGCCUAGAAAUGAUAAGCAAAAAUUUUAUAUCGUUUAAAAAAAGAAAUUUUCAAGGUGGAGUCAGCGUAUCCUUUAAUACAAACAAUUUCAAGCUUGUGUUUGAAUUUAUACUGGAUAUUCUCCGAAGACAUGAAAAUGCUAUGCAAGACAUAAGGUAAGUUUUAAGUAGAAACUCCACAAAUUCUACAGGAUUGGAUUCAGAAAUAGCAAGGCUCAAAGAAGCCUUAGCAGCUCAGCAGCAAAAUAUUGAUGAGCUUAAAAAAAAUUCAGAAGAGCAAAAUAGUAAAAUCCAAAACAUUGAUGAGAAAAUCAAUGAAAAUUCAAAAAGCCAAAACGUUUCUCUUGAAGAUAUUUAUCAUCGCCUUGAGCAGCACCAAGAGCAGCUUAAUAACCAAGUAAGGCAGAUCGAUUCUUUAAGAAACGAAGUUGACGAACAAAUAAAACGAAUCUCAGAAAAUGAAGCAAAAACAAAAGAAAUUGAAAAGAAAACUGACAAAAAUGUGGCAGAUAUCAAUGAUCACGAGAUUAGAAUAAGGCAGCUAGAGCAGAAUGUUGAUGAUAUUAUCAAUAAUAUCAGAAGCGGCGCUAUUGGAGGAGACAAAGGAGAAAACCGUGACGAGUCCAAGAGAGUUACAGAGCAGUUUAAAGAUAAUACGAGCAAAAAUAGUGAUAUAUCAAGGGUAAGGUUAAAAAAGUACAAUAUAUUUUUUAACCCCUCCCAAAACAUAAAAUGGCUUUAAUUUUUAAAAAAUGUUUUUUUUGAUAUAAAAAGUUUAAGCAGUGCUAUUUGAAUUUUUCUAACCAAGGUAUUUUUUUCCUAAUUAUUUGUAUUUUUUUAUAUAUUUUCAAUAAUUUAUUUCAUAAUCACUUUUCUUGUAUCUUUAUAACUUUGGAACUUCUAUUAAUAUAAGAAUUAAUGCCAUCCAUGCCUAGUAGCGAUAGGAUGAACUCAAAAUUUUUGCCAGAAAAUUUAAAAAUGGCAGAAAGGCCACUGGGUCGCAGGUAGCUAAAUUUCGGAGUGGGCAUGGUCUGGGCUAACUGGGUCUCCCCUCGACUCACAGAUGAGAAGGCCGACGACUCAAUACCAAUCGAAGACUUCUGGAGAGCAUUAUGCUGCCUGUAAAUGGCAGAGGUAGUUCUAGAAGGAGGCAUCGGACGGCUCCCUCAUACCCUGAGCACUACCAGGGGUUAAGAGAGCCUUUGCUGAAGUUUUUUGGUCCAAGCAAGUUCGGGUGAGUCUCUCCCCGAAAGAUGUCGACGUCAUCAUUUUUGCUGACGUCAUCAGAAAAGGGCGUUAGGUGGCUUUAGUGCUUAGGGCCACAUGGGCGUGAAGCUGAAGCUCGACUGGAUCAGGGGCUGAAAUAAACCCCGCUUUAACCCUCUCUAAUCUAAUCAUCUCAUCUCUAUUAAUAUAUUUAACUUAAAAAUAGAAUUGUCUGUAAUUAUUAUUAGACUUCUAUGUCCAACUAAUCUGCAUCACUUUCAUUAUUUUGUAUUUUUCCUAUUAUAUUGAAAGAGAAAAAUUUUAGAUUUUAUAUCAUGCCACUCUAACACUCAUUUAGGCAAUAUUGUUUGAUAUUUGUUAGUAUGCAAUAUUAUACCUGUUUAUCAUAAAAUCCUAUCUUGAACUUUUUCUCUUAAAUUUGGAUAGAAUAUAGAUUUUUAUAUGGACAUUUUCCCUUACAGUUUUUUUUGUUCAUCCUUGCUUGGAAAAAAUUCAAAAAGUAUCAUCUAUGCUUUUUACUAAAAAUCCAUUUUUAAGAGUUAAACUCAUUUUUAUAUGUUUUGGGAGAGGAUUGAAAAAAAUAUAGUGUACUUUAUUUAACCUUAACCCAAUAUCAAGAGAAGUAAGAGAUCUUAAUAUAAAGCUAAGAGAGCUUGAAACCAAGCUGAAAUCAGUUGAAGAUAAGGUAGAAGACACCAAAAUAAUUUCUGAGCGAGCUGACGAGAAAACUCGUUUUCAUGAUGGGAAAAUCAGUGAGCUUGAAGAAGCCUUGAGGAAAUUAGAACAUUCGUUUAAAAAAUUUGAUGCCAAUGGGCAGUCAGUAUCAGAUGAAAUAGAGUCCUUAAGGAAGCUUUUUAGGUCAUUUGAAGAGACAUUAAGAACAAAAGUUGACGUUGAAGACUUCGAUCAGCUUAAAUCAAUGCUACAAAACCAAGGAGGAUCAGCAGGUGGGCAUUCCCAAUCAGGCGGCUCUGGAGGAUCUAUUUCUACCAAGGAUUUGAAUUUAUUAAGAGAGCUUGGAAAACGCUAUGAUGACCUCAGAGAAAAGCUAGAGUCGUUAAGUGGAAUUACUCCUCAGCUUAUAGAUGACAUUUUAAGCAGAAUCAGCAAGCUUGAAGAAACUAUUAUCAAAAAAGCUGAUAAAAGUGAUCUGGAUGACCUGAGAUCACUUUUAAGCAAAAUUAAAUCUGAAGUGGAACGCCAUGAGCGGUCAAUUAGAAGUUUAGAAGAAAGGCCAAUUUCGUUUGCUGGGGGAAGUGGAGAAGAUGUGGGAGGGGGCGCUGAUUCUUCUAAAUUGAACUCACUUGCGAGAAGAAUUGCAGUUAUUGAAGAACAGCUGAGAUUGUUGGUGCUGCCAGAAGGGAUUGAUUUAAUUCAUAUGUGGAAUCUCCUUCAAAGAGUAAUCGAGGAUACCAAAGAAAUUAAAGAAAGGGUUGAAAAAAUGUAUAAAGAAUUAUCCACUGGUAUAUUGAUUUUUAUAUUAUCAGAUUUUUACAGUAAUUCGAUUAAAAAUCAAUUAAAUAUAACAUAUGAAAUAAAAUGAAAGAACUCAAUGAUCUAUUUUCAGGCUUCGCCAGCCAAGAAGACCUCAAAAACUUAGAAAAAAGCUUACAAGAAAAAGUUAUCGCAGUAUGUGAUGCAAUGGGCAAAAAAUUCGCUGAUAAAACAGAUACUAAAAAAGCUCUGAAAUAUUUAGAAAGACUGAUUCGAGAAAUAUAUGAGUCCCCUGGCAAAGAAAGAAGGGACGGAGAAGACGCCAUGCUUGCUAAAAAGCCACUUGGCGGCUGGUCAUGUGCUUCUUGUGAAAAGCAACUUGAAAAACUCGCAGGAAGAGUCGCCAAUUACCAGCCUUGGAAUAAAAUGCCUCAUCGCGACCCCGCAGACCGCAUCGCAAGGGCAGGUCCUGGGUUUUCCAGAAUGCUUGCCACAGUGAACCCAGAAAUGUUAUCUCCCCCCUCCGUGAGCGAACAAAAAAUUUGUGUUCACUUACGGAGGUGGAUUAAUUUUUUUUUUAAAAAAUUUAAUAUAGAAAUUUUUUUUUCGAAAUUUUAAAAAAAUCCCAAUUAGCAAAAAAUUUGAAAGCAAAUAUUAAUUCAAUUUAUGUUUUAAAAUGUAAGCUGUUUAAAAUUAAGCAGAUUAGCUAGAGAUUUCAUUAAACUAAUUACCAAAUAUAUAUUAAAAUUUUUUUUAUAAAAGGUUACGGAGGGUAGGUUUUGUCAAAAAAAUAGGAUUUUUCAAUGGUUUUGUUUGCUCACAGAGGAGGGGAGUAAGUAACCGCACAAGAACCUCCCACUAUCAUGCCCAGUCUCCUAUAAACUCGCACUUUGAAGAAGACAUCCCUGCUAAUUCUUCUGACAUGAUAAAUCUGCCUCCAGUUCAUAAAGGCGAGCGCCCUACAAGCUCAAACUAA